UAGCAAACGCGAACUUUCUCAGGUAAUGUUAGACCUUUUAGAGAUAAACCUGCAAAUUAUGAGGUUGUUCGUCUGUUUUUCUACUGCGUUUCUGCACAUUUUAGCUUUGGAGCAUGCAUCUAUUGAAAUAACCAGCGAUCCCUUCCCAGAUGAUGUUCUAACGCCGUAUAAGGAUUAUUACAAAACGAAAAGAACACACAGACAUGUUCGAGACUGCCAACCUAUUUUCCAUGGUAACAGAACUCACGAAACGCUCAAAGUUCCGAGCCACCUAAAACCGGGUCAAACCUUCGUCCAGGUGAAGAAUUUUUAUCACAGAUACACAAGACUUAACAAGGAAAGGGACGUUGUCGGUCACGUCGUUACUUUAGAGGAUCCUUUUCGGACAUUUUCGGUACUCGAACCGAAGGAAGUCGGGGGUUGUAGCACUUACAAACGAGCUACUGUUGCAGAAUCUGCCCAGCAGCGGAAAUGUUGGGUGGCUACAAAUGCAGGAUUUUUUAGAACUAAGGAUGGCAAGUGUUACGGGAAUGUUUUCAGUGAUGGAAGAAAAGUCCAGGAUUCUGGUGGGGUUCAAAAUGCAAAUUUCGGUAUUCGCAAAGAUGGUUCUAUCCUUGUGGGGUAUUUAUCCGAGGACAUGGUUGAUGACGAAGAAAAUCCCUUUGUACAGCUCGUAUCUGGGGUAAUCUGGAUACUAAGAAAUGGCAUGGUGUACAUAAGUGAAAGCAAGACCGCUGAAUGUCGCGAAACUGAGGAAACAGGCAGUAUGGACUUGUUUGCCGAUGUCGUGUCUGCAAGAACAGCGCUUGGACACGACAGAGAGGGAAGGGUUAUGAUAGUUCAGACUGACGGAAAAACACAUCACAGAGGGAUUGAUCUGUACAGCUUUGCCAGGCUUUUGUUGAAAUUUGGUCUGGUGAAUGCAAUAAACCUUGAUGGAGGAGGUUCAGCAACAAUGGUAGUGAAUAACACACUGGUAAACUACCCUUCAGAUGAGUGUGGCCACUUCACAUGCUCCAGAAAGGUAUCAACAGUUGUGUGUGCACACGAGCCUGACUGCAUACCUAAGGAUUGUAGUGGCCAUGGACAGUGUGUGAUGGGGGAGUGUCUUUGUGACAGUCAUUGGACUGGAGAUUCAUGCGAUGUAUUAAAAUGCAGACAACACAACUGCUCUUCAAAUGGAAAAUGCACUACUGAAGAUGGCUGUUCAUGUUUCCCUGGUUGGAAAGGAGAGAAUUGUAGUGAAGGCUGUCCAUCUGGAUUGUUUGGGUUGAACUGCAGUAGAGAAUGCCAAUGUCAAAAUGAUGGUACAUGCGACCCAAUAGAUGGUCACUGUACCUGUACCCCUGGAUGGACAGGAGCAUUCUGUCAGCAGCGCUGUUUUCAUGGUAGUUAUGGACAGAAUUGUUUGAAGAUUUGCAAGUGCCCUCAUACUUGUGAUUGUGAUCCUGUAACUGGAGAGUGCCCUUCUGAAAACAACCUUAGUAUGCUAAAUUCUACUCAGAGAUGGCUGCAUUGUGAAUUAGAUUCAAAGAUGAAGGGAACAUCACCAAAGGAAACUGUAGUACAAUCAAAUAAUGAAAAAGGUGCAAAAAUGGAAGAGGAAUUCAGUAAGUUCUUUUUGUGGUUUGUGGCAGUGAUCAGUGUAUGUGCAGUCAGCUUACUAGCCAACUUAUUUCUGAUAUAUCUGGCCUGUAAUCAAGCUACAAAGAAAGGCAUCCGUUUCAAGCGCAACAGAAAACAUGAGCGUCUGCAUUUAUUCAAUGAUGAUGAUGAUGAGGAUGAAGACUAUGCUUAGAUUGUUUUAAAUAAACCUUUUGUACAUGAGACAGGAUUUAAUUUGUAAAUUAUGUAAUUUUUGUGGAGUGAAUGGGUUGUACCAAAUAUCUUGAAAAACUAUCCUCUAUUUGGUGCAAAAAUAUUUGUCCGUGGACUUUAUCUGUUUCAAGAUGUGAACACCCUUCUAGGAGCAAAGCUUGCUUUAGUUAAGCAAGCAAAUUUAUAUGAUGGAUCAUAACUGUUAGAAAGAUUUGCAUUGACCGGAGAUUUUUAUUGUGCACUAUUUUUAUUGUUUUUUUCCCCGAGAGGUUAAAAAAAAAGAGGUUUCUAGACCAGAGAUAGUGAUAAAAAUUAAAAGUUAGUGGGGAGGAAAGGAAAGCCUCAUCUCCCCUCAAUGGUGUAAUCUGCCAUUUUGUUACCUGAUAUAUGCAUCUUCAAUCUUGCCAAUUCAAUGGCAACUGAAACAGUCUGUAAUAAUAAUUUUGCAGUCACUCAGUUGAAAUUAUGCUUGUAAUAAAUAAAAGAUAAAAGUUGAGUAGAGUAUAGAGACAUUAAGAAAGGAAAGAGAGAAAAUAAAAGUUGUAAGAUAAUAAUAAGUACACCUGUUUAAGAAUAUAUUUAUUUAAGAGUUAAAUGGCUGACGUUUCGAGCAUCAGCCCUUUAUCCUUUUCUCUGACAAAGGGCUAACGCUCAAAACAUCAGCCUUUUAACUCAUUACAGUGGCCUAUUUACAAUUUCAACUUAGUUGACAUAACCAAAUUACCUUGUUACCCCCACCGACACAGCACCACAGUUUCUUUAGAAACUUUCACCCUUUAUAUAUUUAUUUAAGAGUUGAGUCUACUGACACUGAAAACUCUCCAACUAAGAUACCAUGUUAGAGACAUUUUGUAGUCAUCUACACCUUUGUAAGUGUGUUUUUAUUUCAUUCUAAAAUUGAAUAGUUUUUUGGGAAACGAGUUUCCUCACUUAUUUCAAGUUCAAAGGGGAGAAAUUUAGAUUUUAAUUAAUUAAUUAUAAGUUUUAUUUUAUUGAUUGAAAUUAGUAACUCAAAAAUUAAAUAAAAUUAUCUGGUUAAGGGUACAUAGUAACAACAGAUUGACAUUAUCUUAGUUUGUAGAUUUGGAUUGAUUGUAAUACGUAAUGUAGAAAGUAAGGUUACUUGCAUUAAAUUAGCUUGAUAAUCAAGGAAUAAUUUUUACUCAAUUAAUGCCAUAGUGUAAAUUGCAACAAUCAGAGGAUGUAUAUAUAUAUAUUUUAUAUAAAAGUAGACAUUUUGAUUAUAUGAGUUUCAAGUUUGUAAUAAAUAAUGGUAAUUGAA
This is a messenger RNA of Stylophora pistillata, 3100 nucleotides long. RefSeq names its product N-acetylglucosamine-1-phosphodiester alpha-N-acetylglucosaminidase. Gene Ontology annotation, cellular component: membrane. The record is from RefSeq and is a predicted model, not a curated record. NCBI's taxonomy places the organism in Eukaryota, Metazoa, Cnidaria, Anthozoa, Scleractinia, Pocilloporidae. Gene Ontology annotation, biological process: secretion of lysosomal enzymes; cell communication.